GAAAACCAUUGUCUUGGUUCGGCAGGCGCAGAAGAAGGAAGGUGAAGAAUGGAGCAUUUUCUGGUCUCUCUGUUGAUAUUUUUCGUGUCCGUUGUCUGCGUGGGCCUCUUCAUCCUGUUCUACAAGCACAAAUCCCCGUUCUCGUAUCCAAACAUUCCUCCCGGCGGCAUCGGAUUUCCGAUCAUCGGCGAGAGCCUGGAGUUCUUCUCCACCGGAUGGAAAGGCGAGCCGGAGAAGUUCAUCUUCGACCGCAUCAACAAGUACAAGUCCCACAUCUUCAAGACCUCCAUCGUCGGCGCUCCGGCCGCCGUCUUCUGCGGCCCCACCUGCAACAAGUUCCUCUUCUCCAACGAGAACAAGCUCGUCACCGCCUGGUGGCCCGACUCCGUCAACAAAAUCUUCCCCUCUUCCACCCAGACCAGCUCCAUGGAGGAGGCCAAGAAACUCAAGAAGCUCCUCCCCCAGUUCCUUAAGCCCGAGGCUCUCCACCGUUACAUCGGAAUCAUGGAUGCCCUCGCCCACCGCCACUUCGCUUCCUCCUGGGAGAACAAGGACCAAGUCCUCGUCUUCCCCCUCGCCAAGAGCUUCACCUUCUCGUUGGCGUGCCGGCUGUUCGUGAGCGUGGAGGACGAAGCGCACGUGGAGAGGCUAUCGGGGCCGUUUCAGCACAUUGCGGCGGGGAUCAUAUCGAUGCCGAUAGAUUUUCCAGGAACGCCGUUCAAUCGAGGAAUCAAGGCGUCGAACUUCAUCCGGAAGGAACUCCUGUCGAUCGUGAAGCAGAGGAAAGUGGAUCUGGCGGAAGGGAAGGCGUCGCCCACGCAGGACAUUCUGUCUCACAUGCUUCUCACGUGCGAUGAGAACGGAGCGUACAUGAACGAAUUGGACAUCGCCGAUAAGAUUCUCGGCCUCUUGAUCGGCGGCCACGACACCGCCAGCGCCGCCUGCACCUUCAUCGUCAAGUUCCUCGCUGAGCUUCCCCACAUCUACGACGGCGUUUACAAAGAGCAAAUGGCAAUAGCAAAGGCGAAAGCCCCAGGGGAGCUAUUGAACUGGGAAGACAUACAGAAAAUGAAGUAUUCAUGGAACGUGGCUUGUGAAGUGCUGAGACUUGCUUCCCCACUCCAAGGGGCCUUUAGAGAAGCCAUAAACGACUUCGUUUUCAAUGGCUUCUAUAUUCCCAAGGGUUGGAAGUUAUAUUGGAGUUCAAACUCUACACACAAAAACGCAGAUUACUUCCCCGACCCUUAUACAUUCGAUCCAUCAAGAUUUGAGGGCAACGGUCCAGCGCCCUACACUUUCGUGCCCUUCGGCGGAGGCCCGAGAAUGUGCCCUGGAAAAGAGUAUGCCAGGCUCGAGAUCCUCGUGUUCAUGCACAACUUGGUCAAGAGAUUCAAAUGGGCGAAGAUACUCGAGAAAGAGAAGAUCGUCGUCGACCCGAUGCCAAUUCCUCAGAAAGGCCUCCCCGUUCGCCUUUUUCCUCAUAAAACUGUCUCUGCUUAGCUCCUAUUUCUGUUGCCUAAUUGGUGUUGUAAGACUAUGAAUAAUUGAUAUAUCCUUCUUACUUAUUCCCCUUCCACUUUGAGUUGAUGUCUAUUGGAUGUAUUUUAUGGAUCAUUUGUAUAAAAUAUUAGAGUUGGUCAGAUAUUAUUGCAGUUUGCAGCAUAAAGAAAAAAGUCAUCUUCAUUCUC
Momordica charantia (bitter melon) is the source of this 1688-nucleotide messenger RNA. RefSeq names its product cytochrome P450, family 716, subfamily A, polypeptide 1 (gene CYP716A1). Gene Ontology annotation, biological process: sterol metabolic process. The record is from RefSeq and is a predicted model, not a curated record. Gene Ontology annotation, molecular function: oxidoreductase activity, acting on paired donors, with incorporation or reduction of molecular oxygen; heme binding; monooxygenase activity. Lineage: Eukaryota; Viridiplantae; Streptophyta; Magnoliopsida; Cucurbitales; Cucurbitaceae.